UCAGCUUACCGGAAAGCACUGCAAUGGGAAAUCCAGGUUCUCCGCAACUCCAAACAGUGGUUUCUACACCUACACCUACAUCUAUUUCGGAAUCACCUUGUGCAACACAGAGCAGAACAGUCGCUGCUACACCUAUUCUGCCUAGCUCCAUAUCUAAUCCCCAUCGAUUUGGAAGCACCGCACCCUCAUCUGCGAGGAAAAGAAGCAGGAGCAGUACAGGUGCUCCUAGGACAUGGUCACGCAACAUUGUUUGCAUACCACCAGAAGAGUCAGAAGGCAACGUCUGUGUACUAAUACCACGCGGUUACAAACGUGCCAGACUGGCUGAGAGGGGUUUGAUUGGAAAACUGUCAUUGCAGUCAACAUGGAAUGAACGAGAAGUGGAGCAGGAAGUUUCGUCUGUUUUUCGAUCAGCAUUCAACCUCUCAGCUGACGAGAUUCUGCCAUACAAGUACCUCACCACCCAGCCAGGAACAAAAAGACUAAUGACCUCAAAUGUCAGCACCUCUUUCAUCUGGAAUGCACGUGAAGUGAUGAGCAAUGUUGGUCAAGGGGCAUUGUAUAUUGCUUCGGAUAUAAAAACUUCAUCUUCUCUUUACCACAUUCCUGCAGAAAUGUCUAGUGAUGAUGAUGAUUUCGAACCUACAAGGCAGUUCAACAGAAACAGAUCUAUGCGAACCCGUAGACGACCAAUGAUGCUGCAUGAGCUGGCUACAUCAAGUCUUUUUCAGGGAGAAGAGGGAAGAAGCAUCCCUACUUCCAGUUUGAGUAGCCUCCACAAGAGGGAGUAUUUUUUUGCUGGGCAGAUGUGUGGCAUGAUACUGUGCCAAGGUGGGCCACCCCCAAAGUUUUUGAGCCCUCUCAUACUGGAAUACAUCAAGAACAAUUGUAGAGGAGAAGACUGCAACCCAUCAGUGAUAGAGGUCGCACGGAUAUCUAGUGCAGAAAUACUAGAUACACUCGAGGAGAAUGACAGUGAGGAGCAUACAGCAACAGCAUAA
Priapulus caudatus is the source of this 1001-nucleotide messenger RNA. RefSeq lists its product as uncharacterized. Lineage: Eukaryota; Metazoa; Priapulida; Priapulimorpha; Priapulimorphida; Priapulidae. The transcript has 5 exons. Bases 24 to 1001 code for a protein of 325 amino acids. The record is from RefSeq and is a predicted model, not a curated record.